Molecule: messenger RNA, 2571 nt
Organism: Larimichthys crocea (large yellow croaker)
Lineage: Eukaryota; Metazoa; Chordata; Actinopteri; Sciaenidae
Gene: znf365
Product: zinc finger protein 365
Exons: 7
Coding region: 147-1616 (489 amino acids)
Biological process (GO): telomere maintenance; regulation of DNA strand resection involved in replication fork processing; regulation of double-strand break repair via homologous recombination
Source: RefSeq, a predicted model, not a curated record
CCACAGUGUGUGUGUGUGUGUGUGUGUGUGUGUGUGUGUGUGUGUGUCUCGUGAAUGGAUGACGUCAUGCGGGCUGCCGUCUGUCUCCAACAUGACACCGUCAGACUUUAACGGUUUAACGGUUUAACGGUCAGAGGUGUGGCGUGAUGCAGCAGAAGUUGUGUUCCAGAGGUUCGGGUUCUUUCCUCUUGGAGAGGAACGGCCAGGCCUGCGGCGCCGCCACGGUCACCUCCUGUGACCUCCCCUUCCGCUGCCCCCGCUGCGGCGAGCAGGAGCGCUUCCGCAGCCUGGCCUCGCUCCGUGCCCACCUGGAGUACCGCCACUCGUACCGCUCGCCGGACGUCAUCACGGGUGGCUUCAGCAUCACCGGCAAACUCCCUGACCCGUUGACGGCAGCGAUCCCCUGGCACGACAUGAGCUUGCCGACCCGCAGGGGGCAGCAGGGAGCGGGGCGGCCGCCUCACGCUCGCUCCCUCAGCGACAGCAGAGACAGCGGUUACCUCCACUCCUACGGCUCCGUGAGGAGACGCACCCAGAGCGUCGGUGUGGGGACGCAGGCCGAGGAGGAGGAGGACGAAGAGGAGGAAGGUGGGAUGGAAGAUGAAGAUGUGGGAGAAGAAGAAGAGGAGAAUGACGAUGAUGACGAAGAUGGAAGUAGAACCGAGAAGGAUGUCAAAAUGUCCGUCAGAAAGUCAGACGCAGGACAUCACCUAAACCACCAUCUCCCGUUCCCUUCUCCAGCUCCUCUUGGCCCCCCUUUGGAUCCGGACCUGGACCUGGACCUGGUCGAGCAGAAGUCGUACUCUGGUUUGGAGACGGCCGCGGCCUCUGCGGCGGUUCGGCGGCGGCUGGCGAGCAUCCUGCGGGCGGCCGACAGCACCAUGCAGCGGCGGCUGGCCAAGGUGAGCACGGAGCUCGCCCAGACGGACACGGAGCUCCUGUGUGAGCGCGCUCACUCGCAGCACCUGGCCCAGGAGAGGCAGGAAGUCGCAGAGCGGGAGAGGUCGCUGAGCCGACAGGUCGACGUGGCCGUCAUGGUGAUCGCUGCUUUGAGGGAGCAGCUCAACGCCUCGGAGAAUGAGCUGGAGCGAAGAGAGAGGGAGGUGAUAACCAUCCAGAAGUUUCUGGAAGCGGCGGCUCGACAGGAGACAUGCGGUAAAGUUCGAAUCCAGCGCUUCAUCGAGAAUCUGCUGAGACGCAUUGCUCUGGCCGAGAGGCUGGUCGAGUAUUACCAGGUUAACGGCAGCCCGCAACAGUGCAACCACUACAAGCACCAGCAGCCAACUGAUAAUGGACCUCACAGAAUCACUAAAAGCAGGUCGGCGGGAGGACAGCUCUCCUCGUCUGGUCUCCACGACAACAGAACCCACGCCUCCUCCCAGUUUGGCGGCCGCCCUCUGUUCUCCAAACCAGGCGGGGAACGAGACCGCGAGCGGGAGCACCGUGAGCGGCUGGCCCAGUCGUCCAGGCUGUUCUGCCGACCCGAGCACAGAGACGACAUCUGGAACCACCAGCGCCGCCGGUCUGCCGGGGUCCGACCGAGACGACGUCCAGCCGGCCUCCUCUUCCUCUUCCUUCCUCCUCGCUCUCCACAGAGGCAGAUGACGAACAGAUGAACAGAUGAAGAGAUGGGUACGAUGGAGAUGGAUCGGAGAUGCUUCUCGAGGUGAAUGAAGCCAAACGUUUGACCACAAAGUUACCCGCUCUGGAUUUCUGCCUCGCCCCCGGAAAGGGUCAUCGUCACCCGGGGUCCGAGUGGGAUGUCAGUGACAAAAAGAUAGAGAGAGAUGUGGACAGAGAGAGAGAGAGAGAGAGAGAGAGAGAGAGUGUAGGGGGGAGAAACAAUACGAUUGUUCCCACCUCACUUUGCUUCCACCCUCGCAGUUAAAAUUGUUAUGGUAAUGAAGAGGGUUUUCUGCUGGACGGCAGAUUGUAACAGAGAGAUGUUUCUUUGGCUGGACGUGGAGGCCGGAGCUGCUAAAGAUGGAGAUGAAGAACGACCACAAACACUCUGAACAAAUGUCCUAACACUAACGUUCUAACAUGUUCGGCAUCUUUGGAAAGUCUUCAUUAUAACUGAUAACUAAAUUCUUUUGGGUUGACUAAUGUUUGUCUGCACAGUAAAUGUAAUUUAAAUCUUAGAGUUUUUAAUCUAUGUGUCUGAAAAAGAAAGCAAUGGAUGGCAGCCAUUUUCUUCUUAUGAACAUGUCCCAUAUGGUCUAGCGGUUAGGAUUCCUGGUUUUCACCCAGGCGGCCCGGGUUCGACUCCCGGUAUGGGAACUGCAACUUUUCAUGAAAGGCUAUAACUUCCUAGCUAAUGUAACCACAUUGAUUUGGAGGAUGGACAGUGAACAUACGGAGGGACAUCAGGUCGUACUACGCUGUAAACAACACAUUAGCUACAAAAGCUAACGUUACCGUUUGAUAGUGUUUCUAACAUUAACACUGUCAAACGGUUUCUUCAGCUAUAGGCAGUAGUGGGAUGCUAACGUUAGAUAGCUAACAAAGUAUGUCAAGGUCUGUUGUAAAAUGUGCCAUAAACCGUAAAUAUAGAUAAAUCGCAUACCAUGU